Lineus longissimus is the source of this 3625-nucleotide messenger RNA. RefSeq names its product LRP2-binding protein-like. The coding region runs from base 656 to 1723 and encodes 355 amino acids. The record is from RefSeq and is a predicted model, not a curated record. Gene Ontology annotation, molecular function: protein binding. NCBI's taxonomy places the organism in Eukaryota, Metazoa, Nemertea, Pilidiophora, Heteronemertea, Lineidae. The transcript has 8 exons.
ACUACAGAAGCGGUGGGAUUUAUCCUGAAUGGUGUCAAUAGCCAGUGGUUUUGCAACACCACCCCUCAUUAUUUCUCCUGAAGUUUUUUUUGUCCUUUGUGGUUUCCUUAAAAAAUUGUUCUGUUUCGCUGGGUCUUUUACAACAUUUUUUCAGUGGAAAAUCCUUUAAUAUUCCUACUAGUUUUCAUUGCAAGGAGAUGGCUUUUCGAAAAAGUCAUCAUUCAACUUUGAAACUACCUAGACAAUUUGUUUGACACCCAGUACAAUUUGCCUUAAGAUUAAUGCAAAUAUCUACAGCCAGACAUGUUUGGAUUUAUAUCCGUGCAAGUCGGAUUAAUGUUCAAAAUUAUGUCAACGCAUGAGGGGCUUUAAAUUCGAACUUGUGAAACAUGGAAGGUUUAUACAAUAUGAAAAUAACCUUUGAAAUAAUCCAAACUAAUUCUUCGAAACCAUAGCGUGUAUGUUUUAGUUACAAUGAUCUUAUAGCCCCUGGGAUAGGUCGUGUCAACAUUCCCGCAGUUUUAUUCAUAUAUUUGGUGUUUUAUUCAUACAUUUGGUGUUUAUUUUUCGGGUUAGAUUUCCCUGGUGUGAGAAAGUGUCUGUGAUUCGUGAUUGCUUUGAUGGACAUUUUGAUAAAAUAUAAAAAAUAAAGGAAAUGGCGUUUUUGGAGGAUUUAGGUUUAUCGAAAGAUCUAUCUGCCGAAAAACUGCCCAAAGAGCAUGAUGGUCCGAUGGUGUAUCACGUUGCCGCGACGACGGAUAACAAGACGCUCAAGUUCAAGGACGAAAAAACGCUGAGUCAGGAAGAGCUGACAGAGAAGGUUGAGUCGGUGCUUUGGGAAAAGAUAAAUAGUGGCGAAAAGGAGGCGUUUUUUCAGCUUGGACAGCUUUAUUUUGAGGAGGGGCGAUAUGAUGAAUCUGAAAGAGUAUUUCAGAGGGUCAAGGAGACAGACUUCCAGGUGAUGUAUCAACUGUCGAUUAUGCUGUACGAUGGACUAGCCGGUCGUGUAGACUAUAAAACUGCCCUUGACUACAUGAACCGAAUCUCCUCCUCCACCUCGUUGCGCGCCAAGCAUCUAGUCCACGCUGCCCAGUAUAAUAUAGGGCGCGCCCACUUCCAGGGGUAUGGGGUCCGGCGACAGUCGGAUACUGAGGCCGAACGUUGGUGGUUACUAGCUGCGGAUGACGGGAACCCGCGCGCCAGCGUCAAGGCGCAGACAACACUUGGCUACUAUUACUCAAGGGAAGAAUCUCGCGAUUUGAAAAAGGCAUUUUUCUGGCAUUCGGAGGCGUGUGGGAAUGGGAGUUUAGAAUCACAAGGUGCUCUAGGGGUGAUGUAUCUUUCAGGUCUCGGCGUAAAGAAAGAUCUCGACUCCGCCUUCGAAUGUCUCAAGGAGGCGUCCGAGCGGGGGAACGUCUACGCCAUGGGUCACCUGACCAUGUAUUACUACAACAAGAAACUAUUUACCAAGGCAGCGGAAUUGUCAUCGAGAGUUUCACAGCUUAAGGAUGUCAGCGAGAUUGCCGAAGAGACCGAUUGCCUCCCGGGUUACGUCGCCAAGGGCAUCGCCAUCGCCUGCUUCAUCUUUGCCCGAUGUCUGCAUCACGGAGUCGGAGUCAAACAUGACAGUGAAAAAGCCAAAAUGUAUUAUUCUAGGUCUUUCCACUUUGAUCCCGAUAUGUGUGCUCGGUUGCAGAACAUCACAACUCACGGCCGCAUCUGAGGAGAAAAACACGGCGUACAAAUAUACUCUCAAUCUGAACAGAAUCUGCAUUUUUUGUCUUCGUUUUCCGUCCAAGAAAAUGUCUGUUUUUGACGUAGUUUAUGCAUAAUUCCGUCCUAGGAAUUUUUCUGCUUCUGUGCUUUGGCUUUAAUUCUCCACAAUUCGUCGAAGGAAAUAUCUGCAGAGUUUCAAUCAUCGCAAAACAAGACAUGUCCGUUUUGCCAAUUGGAGAAAAAUUGUUUCGUAGUUUGGAAUUUAGGCUUGAUGACAGGCACCGUCAUUUUGGCUAGACCUUGAAAUCCUGAAGCAAUUCAAACUCCUUCAAAAUGAAGAGAAUGCCCGUUUAAAACAUGGGAAGGUGUUCUCUUGAAAAUGAAGAACAGACUUCCACCCUUGAAAUUGGCAUUCACUUUGUUUUAAAAGAGUUCUGAUUCCUUUAGGAUUUCAAGUUGUAGCCAAAUUGGUCAACCCUUAACUGAAAUGCAUUUGAAAAUUUGAACUUGGAAGAAGUUUUACUGUUGGCCCGAAUGCUCUGAUAUUUAGAGGACAGAGCAGUCACCAUAUGGGCAAUGCCAUGGUAUAUUUAAGGUUUUACCAUAGAUACAGCCAUUUUGGCUAGAAGUCGAAAUCCUGAAGCAAUUAGAACUUUUUCAAAACGUGAUGAAUGCUCAUUUCAAGGGCUGGAGUCUGUUCUUUGUUUUCCAGAGAACACCCUCCAGGGUUUUAAAAGAGCAUUCAAUUCAUUUGGAAAGAGUUUUUACUACAGUAGAACCUCUCUAUUAAGGACACCCUCGGGACUGACAAGUGCUGUCCUUAAUAGAGAGGUGUCCUGAUUAGAGAGAUCAAAUUGAAUGGAAACAACCAAUUUGGGACCAAAGCUAGUGUCCUUUAAAUACAACCAAUUUGGGACCAAAGCUAGUGUCCUUAAUAGAGAGGUUGUCCUUAAUAGAGAGGUGUCCGCUAAGAGAGGUUCUACUGUACUUUAGGAUUUUGAGUUCUAGCCAAAAUGGGGGUACCCAUGGUCAACCCUAAACUCCGAAAUUUUGGGUAUGGCACAUAUCAGGUUUUGCAACGAAACUCUUUAUUUAAAACCUUAUCUCUUGCUGAUACUGGUUGAUUCUCUUCAAGAUUUUUUCUUACAGAAUCGAGUUGAAUAUGCCAUGCCGUGCUCAGUUAGUUUGGUAGUCUUCCCAAAGCAUCUGUGAUAUCAGUAUUGUGUUAAUUUUUUAUUGUUAUACAUAUCUUGUCGUAUCGAAUCGUACUGCUUUUGUGAGUAGAGCAAACAUAUCGUCAUUCUCUUUUGUGAUGGUAUUGACCUUUAAAGGGACAAUAUAGGCAGCAGCAGGCAGGCAAGAUAAAGUUACACAAAGCUGCCAAUAGGGGUCUCUCUCAUCUCACAGUAGGUCGAAAUGAUUCACGCUUGCACGAGGGAUAUAUUUAGUGCUGAGUCUGACAUGACCAAGGGCCCUUACUCUGUAUACUAGUCACCUGAAGAUGGCCAAAUUAGCCCAUCUCCUCCUGCCUAUAGUCCCCCUUUAAGGACCUACGCCGUUGGUUAAACAUUUGUAAUCUGUCAUUGAAUUUUAAAAUUUCUGAUUUCGUAAAUACGUACUAAAUAUGAAUUUUAGUAUUGUCGCUGUGUAGACAGAUAUGAGUGAUUAAAUCGUUAGUGGGUCAUGAUGAACGCCAUGAUUUUUCAGAACUAACUGUAAUAUUUCUCAAUAUCUCAAUCUAGUCAUUCCGUAGUUAGAAUCUCCGUUUCAAUACCCUGUUACAACCUGUUUAUCUUAGCACCUUGUUUGUCAGAUCUUUAAUUUUAUGGUGAAAUAAGCUAAACCAGCUUCUUGAUAUGUCAUAUGUUGCAACCGUUCCUUUUCGUGCAAAUCAACCCAAGUUAUGUAA